CCCCGCGCCUCCGGAGCCAUGAACUUCCAGGCGGGCGGGGGCCAGAGUCCUCAGCAGCAGCAGAGCCUGGCUGCUCCGGGGGGCGGCGGCGGCGGCGGCGCGGGGGGCGGCGGGCAGUUCGGCGGCGCGGGGCCGGGAGCCGGGGGUGGUGGCCCCUCGCAGCAGCUGGCCGGCGGGCCCCCCCAGCAGUUCGCGCUCUCCAACUCGGCCGCUAUCCGGGCCGAGAUCCAGCGCUUCGAGUCGGUACACCCCAACAUCUACGCCAUCUACGACCUGAUCGAGCGAAUCGAGGAUUUGGCACUGCAGAACCAGAUCCGGGAGCACGUCAUCUCCAUCGAGGAUUCAUUUGUGAACAGCCAGGAGUGGACCCUGAGCCGCUCUGUGCCAGAGCUUAAAGUGGGCAUAGUGGGGAACCUGUCUAGUGGGAAGUCAGCCUUGGUGCACCGAUAUCUGACAGGCACCUACGUCCAGGAAGAGUCCCCUGAAGGGGGUCGGUUUAAAAAGGAGAUUGUGGUGGAUGGCCAGAGUUACCUGCUGCUGAUCCGAGAUGAAGGCGGCCCCCCUGAGCUCCAGUUCGCUGCCUGGGUGGAUGCGGUGGUGUUUGUGUUCAGCCUGGAAGAUGAAAUCAGCUUCCAGACGGUGUACAACUACUUCCUGCGCCUCUGCAGCUUCCGAAAUGCCAGCGAGGUGCCCAUGGUGCUGGUGGGCACACAGGAUGCUAUCAGUGCUGCCAAUCCCCGGGUCAUUGACGACAGCAGAGCCCGCAAGCUGUCCACAGACCUGAAGCGCUGCACCUAUUACGAAACCUGUGCAACCUAUGGGCUCAAUGUGGAGCGAGUCUUCCAGGAUGUGGCCCAGAAAGUGGUAGCCUUGCGGAAGAAGCAGCAGCUGGCUAUCGGGCCCUGCAAGUCCCUGCCCAACUCGCCGAGCCACUCGGCCGUAUCUGCUGCCUCCAUCCCAGCUGUACACAUCAAUCAGGCCACGAAUGGCGGCGGCAGCGCCUUCAGCGACUACUCAUCCUCAGUCCCCUCCACCCCCAGCAUCAGCCAGCGGGAGCUGCGCAUCGAGACCAUCGCUGCCUCCUCCACCCCCACGCCCAUCCGCAAGCAGUCCAAGCGGCGUUCCAACAUCUUCACGUCUCGAAAAGGUGCUGACCUAGACCGGGAGAAGAAGGCUGCUGAGUGCAAAGUAGACAGCAUCGGGAGUGGCCGGGCCAUCCCCAUCAAGCAGGGGAUCCUGCUGAAAAGGAGUGGCAAGUCCUUGAACAAGGAGUGGAAGAAGAAGUAUGUGACGCUCUGUGACAACGGGUUGCUUACGUACCACCCCAGCCUGCACGAUUACAUGCAGAACAUCCACGGCAAGGAGAUUGACCUCCUACGGACAACAGUGAAAGUGCCAGGGAAGCGCCUCCCCCGAGCCACACCUGCUACCGCCCCAGGCACCAGUCCCCGUGCCAAUGGGUUGGCCAUGGAGCGGAGUAACACACAGCUGAGCGGGGCCACAGGUGCCCCCUACUCGGCCAGCAGCACAUCCCUGCAUUCCGAGCGCCCCCACAGCAGCUCAGCAUGGGCUGGCGUGCGCCCAGAGGGGUUGCACCAGCGCUCCUGCUCGGUUUCCAGUGCCGACCAUUGGAGUGAGGCAGCUGCCCUGCCCGCCAGCUUGCAGCACCCUGCCAGUGACCCAGCUGAGGUACUCAGUUCCAGCCCCAAGCUGGAGCCUCCCCCAUCUCCCCACUCCAACCGGAAGAAGCACCGCCGGAAAAAGAGCACCGGGACCCCCCGACCAGACGGCCCCAGCAGUGCUGCUGAAGAGGCAGAGGAGUCCUUUGAGUUUGUAGUAGUAUCCCUCACCGGGCAGACCUGGCACUUCGAGGCCUCAACAGCAGAAGAACGGGAGCUGUGGGUGCAGAGCGUGCAGGCCCAGAUCCUCGCCAGCCUCCAGGGAUGUCGCAGCGCCAAGGACAAGACCCGGCUGGGGAACCAGAACACAGCCCUGGCUGUGCAGGCCGUCCGCACGGUCCGUGGCAACAGCUUCUGUAUUGACUGCGAAGCCCCCAAUCCGGACUGGGCCAGCCUGAACCUGGGCGCCCUGAUGUGCAUCGAGUGCUCAGGGAUUCACCGACACCUGGGGGCCCACCUGUCCCGAGUCCGCUCCUUGGACCUUGAUGACUGGCCACCUGAACUGCUAGCUGUCAUGACUGCGAUGGGCAACGCCUUGGCUAACAGUGUCUGGGAGGGAGCCCUGGAUGGCUACUCGAAGCCAGGCCCCGAAGCCUGUAGAGAGGAGAAAGAACGCUGGAUCCGGGCCAAGUAUGAACAGAAGCUCUUCUUGGCCCCGCUGCCAAGCUCCGACGUGCCACUGGGGCAGCAGUUACUCCGGGCUGUGGUGGAGGACGACCUGCGGAUGCUGGUGAUGCUGCUGGCCCACGGGUCCAAGGAGGAGGUGAACGAGACGUACGGUGAUGGCGACGGGAGGACAGCCCUGCACCUGUCCAGUGCUAUGGCCAACGUGGUCUUUACGCAGCUGCUCAUCUGGUAUGGGGUGGACGUGAGGAGCCGUGAUGCCCGGGGCCUGACCCCACUGGCCUAUGCCCGCCGGGCCGGCAGCCAGGAGUGUGCGGACAUCUUGAUCCAGCAUGGGUGCCCUGGGGAGGGCUGUGGGUUAGCACCCACUCCCAACAGAGAGCCUGCCAAUGGUACCAACCCCUCCGCAGAGCUGCACCGCAGCCCUAGUCUCCUAUGAAGCUCAGGAAGAGGGCAGAGGGACCAGAAGGACUCCGUGGCCUGGAGGAAACGGAUGGAGAAGCAGGGACGUGCAGUGAAGAAAAGGAGGAGAUGACAAGGGUCGGGGAUGGAGGAGAGGUUUGGGAUCUGAGCUGCAGCAGAGCAGGCGUGUGUUGUUCAGCCCUCUGCCCUAUGGUGCCGUUAAGGGACAGAACCCUUCGGAGGUACCUGUGAGGAGAUGGGGGGCAGGACCUCUCCCUCCUCCAGAACCCUGCCUCCUCGUGACAGCUCCCACAGUCCUUCCCUGCAAUGGGUGGGGAAGGACAGGACACAGGAUGGGGGUGCCAGAUGAGAGACAAGGGGCCGGUAUGUGAGUCCCAUGUAAAAUUUGUACAUUGGAAUAUUUAUGUUCGUGUAUAUAUGUGGUGUGUGUGUAUGAUGAGCCAAUAAACCAGGCUGUAUGUGUGGCCUCA
Messenger RNA from Meriones unguiculatus (Mongolian gerbil), 3196 nucleotides. It is a transcript of the gene Agap3, whose product is annotated as ArfGAP with GTPase domain, ankyrin repeat and PH domain 3. The transcript is spliced from 18 exons. Gene Ontology annotation, molecular function: GTP binding; GTPase activator activity; protein binding. The record is from RefSeq and is a predicted model, not a curated record. Gene Ontology annotation, cellular component: nucleus. Bases 19 to 2742 code for a protein of 907 amino acids. NCBI's taxonomy places the organism in Eukaryota, Metazoa, Chordata, Mammalia, Rodentia, Muridae. Gene Ontology annotation, biological process: proteasome-mediated ubiquitin-dependent protein catabolic process.